AUGGACGAUCACAUGACAGUCUCUGCGCUUGCAGACAUCAUCAGACACCAGGCUGAGAUUCUCGAAGAUGGUCGGCUGAGACAUACAUACCCAGACCACUAUGGCGACAAGUCUCUCACCACGGCCAGAUCGAGACUUCUCGAAGCUUGCGACAAGCUAAAUCACCUCGUCACGGGCCCUGAGGAGUACAUGAUGGGACUCGCUCAAGGGCAUCGACUGCAGGCGGCGCUGCAAUACGUCUGCCACUUCCGCCUGGCAUCGCACAUUCCUGCGGACGGAACUCCGAUCUCGUACGACGAGCUGGCUGAGAAGGCCAGUGUCGAGGCAUCUCGCUGUGUUCGCAUCCUCCGGCUCCUCAUGACGCACCACAUAUUCAGAGAGCCGGGAACCCGUCUCAUCGCGCAUAAUCGCAACUCCAGGGUUCUCCUGGAUUCCGACGCCGGAGCGGCAAUUGAGUGGUACACCAACGAGGCCUUCCGCUCCAGUACUUUUCUUGCCGAGGCAAGCGAAUUAUGGCCAAGCAGUGAGCAAAUGAACCAGACAGCGCUCAAUCUCGCAUACGACACGAGUCUUCCGGCUUUCAGAUUCUUAUCACAGUCGCUCGAGCCGUCCAGGGCCGACCGGUACUCGCGAGCGAUGGCCGGGCUUUCGAAGCGCAGGCAACUCACAGUUGAGCAUCUCGUCACGGGGUAUGAUUGGAAAAGCCUGCCGAACGACACGACGAUGGUCGAUGUGGGUGGUGGGAAUGGAUACUGUUCCAAGGCCAUCGCCGACGCCAACCCGGGACUGAAAUUCGUCGUGCAGGACUUGAAGAAAACGUUCGGUGCCGUACACACUGACCUGAAGGGGCGGUUGCGAUUCAUGGAGUACGACUUCUUCACACCGCAGCCAGUGGUCGCCGACGUCUAUCUCCUCAGGCGGGUCCUGCAUUACCACCCGAAUAAGUAUGUAGUCAAGAUACUUCAGGCCCAGGUGAGCGCCAUGAAGAAACCUGGGGCUAGAAUCAUCAUCAUGGACGAUAUUGCGAUACGCAGCGGGAUGAUCACCACGCUGGAAGAACGGAAGACAAGGACCUUGGACAUCUCGAUGAUGUCGCUUUACAACUCUGCCGAACGAGACCUUGGCGACUGGAAGGCGUUGUUUCACACAGUAGACCCGAAGCUGAAGCUGGUCGACGUCAGGAAGCCGCCUGGAAGUUCUCUGUCCAUCAUGGAGCUCUGGAUGGAUCAACAAAGUCAAUCUCGUGGUCAGAACGACGGUUCAUUGCCAUAUGCCUUUACUAAAAGGAACUCAGUAUCCUAG
This is a messenger RNA of Anthostomella pinea, 1302 nucleotides long. Lineage: Eukaryota; Fungi; Ascomycota; Sordariomycetes; Xylariales; Xylariaceae. The record is from the annotation of a GenBank genome assembly.